Medicago truncatula (barrel medic) is the source of this 1035-nucleotide messenger RNA. RefSeq names its product glycosyltransferase BC10. Gene Ontology annotation, cellular component: membrane. Lineage: Eukaryota; Viridiplantae; Streptophyta; Magnoliopsida; Fabales; Fabaceae. The record is from RefSeq and is a predicted model, not a curated record. Gene Ontology annotation, molecular function: glycosyltransferase activity. The coding region runs from base 1 to 1035 and encodes 344 amino acids. The transcript has a single exon.
AUGUCGAAAUUACGCGUUUCGAUCGUCUUGUUAUUUGCUCUCUUAAUCACUCUCUUCUUUUUCUCCCCACAAAUACAACCUCAAUCUUACUUCCUGUUUUCCAACCCCGACCCCGAUGCGGAGGACCUUGCUCUCUUCCACCGUGCCACAAGGACAACACCCCACUUAUUUACCCUCAAGAACCCUAAACCCAAAAUCGCCUUCCUCUUCCUCACAAACACCAACUUCACCUUUGCUCCUUUGUGGGAAAUAUUCUUUACUGGAAACAACCACCUCUUCAACAUCUACAUCCACGCAGACCCGGUUUCCUCUGUCCUCUCACCCGGAGGCGUCUUCCAUCAAAACCACUUCAUCCCUUCCAAAACAACUCAACGCGCCUCUCCGACACUUAUAGCCGCUGCUCGCCGUCUCUUAGCCACUGCUCUAUUGGAUGACCCACAUAACCAAUACUUUGCCUUAGUCUCCCAACAUUGUAUUCCACUCUUCUCGUUUCGAUUUGUUUAUAACUCCCUUUUUGAAUAUCGGGUAGAGUCCUUAAACAAGUACAAGAUUCAACACCCUAGCUUCAUUGAGUUUGACUCUAAACAUCCGAAUCUCUACCAGCGCUAUAAUGCUCGUGGAAAGGAUGUAAUGAUGCCGGAGGUUUCAUUCAAGGAUUUUCGCAAAGGCUCGCAAUUCUUUAUCCUGAACCGGAAACAUGCAAAGGUUGUUCUGCGAGAUCAAAAGUUGUGGAAGAAGUUUCGGAUUCCAUGUAUAGAUACGUAUUCCUGUUACCCGGAAGAGCAUUACUUUCCGACUCUUCUAUCGAUGGAGGAGCGCGAUGGCUGCACGGGUUUUACUCUUACGAGAGUUAACUGGACUGGUUGUACUGACGGACAUCCGCAUCUUUAUACUCGAGAGGAGGUGUCGCCGGAGCUUGUACGCCAGCUUAGGAAAUCGAAUUCCAGUUACCCCUAUCUGUUUGCAAGGAAAUUCUCACCGGAAACUCUAGCACCGUUGAUGGAUAUAGCUUAUGAUGUCAUUUUCAGAGAUUGA